Molecule: messenger RNA, 321 nt
Organism: Volvox carteri f. nagariensis
Lineage: Eukaryota; Viridiplantae; Chlorophyta; Chlorophyceae; Chlamydomonadales; Volvocaceae
Exons: 1
Coding region: 1-321 (106 amino acids)
Source: RefSeq, a predicted model, not a curated record
AUGGCUCGCCGUGACCAAAGCGACACCGUUGCCGGAGAGCUCCGCCAAUCCAGCGAGACUGCGGCCGACCUGGCCAACGCGAUGCAGGACUCCAUCGCCGCGACCGGAGCCGGCUCCGAGACUGCAUCCGCGCGCGACGAUGUGUCCCCGGCACACCACAAGGAUGCCGUGCCUGAGGGGCUGCGUCACACCAGCGAAGUGGCUGCGGAGCUGGCGAACCGCGUCUUCAGCGCCAUUCGCGAGAGGCUGCACUUCAACCAUCCGGACAAGUCGGCACCUGGCCACGGCAGCGGCAGCGGCAGUGGCAGCGAACGGCAGUAA